GGAGGCGAUGUGACUAAUCUAGCCACUGUCUGCUCAGGGCUUGGACAACCUAGAAGAAAGCACCGCAGCAGCCAAUAUCAGAUGACUACUAUAGCCACUGUCUGCUCAGGGCUUGGACAACCUAUGGGAAAGUGUGUGCGGAGGCAGCCGUUCUCCUAUCUGUUCACCGAGCAGAUUCUAAAUGCUUCCUGUAGCAAUUUAGACCGCUAUGAAUUAACAAAUAAGGUUGAAAGCAGCAGCCAAAGAAAAACUUUAAAAGUUGGUGGGAGUGUCGCGACUAUCUAG
Molecule: messenger RNA, 285 nt
Organism: Meloidogyne enterolobii
Lineage: Eukaryota; Metazoa; Nematoda; Chromadorea; Rhabditida; Meloidogynidae
Source: the annotation of a GenBank genome assembly